This is a messenger RNA of Penicillium soppii, 807 nucleotides long. RefSeq lists its product as uncharacterized. Gene Ontology annotation, molecular function: ATP binding; protein kinase activity. The transcript has a single exon. The record is from RefSeq and is a predicted model, not a curated record. Gene Ontology annotation, biological process: protein phosphorylation. Bases 1 to 807 code for a protein of 268 amino acids. NCBI's taxonomy places the organism in Eukaryota, Fungi, Ascomycota, Eurotiomycetes, Eurotiales, Aspergillaceae.
AUGGACCGACUAGAUCAUCUGAUCGACGACGAGGGCCACCAGGUCAAAUCUUGCACUAUCAUUGGCUCAGGCUUAUCAGCGGUCGUCGUUCAUAGGGAUGACAAAGCCAUCAAAAUGGCCAUUGUUCAUACAAAUGAUCAGGAAGACGAAGUCGAAUCCAAUCGCGGUCAGAUCAGACGAGAACAACGCGUCUACCGGCGCCUUCAACUAGACCAUGCCAAGCCAAUACCGGGCAUAGUGCCGUGUCUCGGUAUGCCAGGUGAUACGAUCGAACUCCAAUUUAUGUCGAACGGGACUUUGGGUGAGUGGAUCAAGCAUAGGGAUGUGCCUAGCUUUGGUCUGCAGAGCCGGUGGAUUCGUCAACUCGCUGUCGGCCUCAGCAACGUUCACGCCAGUCGUGUCAUUCACAGUGAUAUAUUACUCCGAAACAUUCUCAUAGAUGGCUCGUUGAACGCUAUGUUGGCCGAUUUCGGUGCGUCGACAGUUCUGCCGCUGGAUAGUGUUAUGGUUGAUACAGUGGAUCAAUACAAUUGUUCAAUGUGGACAGACCUUUUCCAGCUUGGUCUGGUCUUCUACAGUAUUGUCACCGGGAAACAAGCGGGUAAGAGUAUUUAUCACGGGAAAAGUGCAAUUGCCUCAUUGCCGCCCAGGAACACGCUACCUAGUGUGGCUGGCCUUUGGGCUAGCCAGAUUAUUGAGGAAUGCUGGACUCCAGGUGCUUACGGUGCAGCGGGUGCGGCCGGUAUUGUCGCAAAGCUGGAUAAUAUGGAAGCAGUAGCCAAUACUUUCCUUCCACGCCGUCUGUAA